AUGGCUCCAUGAAGCAGGAGAAGAAGGCAGGGCGCGAGAGGUCCCGUCCACCCCGGCUGCGUCUGGGCCAGGAGAAAAGGUACAGGAAGAAGGAAUGGAAUCAGAAGGAAGGAAAGUCAUUUCAGAGACAAAAUAGCUCCCCUCCUCUGUUGUAGCUGUUCCCCAGCAACACAAACUUUCUGCUUUCAAGUUCUGCAGCAUUCCAGACCUCGAGCACUGAAUCAGGAUGGGAAAAAGACGUUGUGUUCCUCCACUCGAGCCCAAGUUGGCAGCAGGCUGUUGUGGGGUCAAGAAGCCCAAGUUAUCUGGAAGUGGAACGCAUAGUCACGGGAACCAGUCCACAACUGUCCCUGGCUCUAGUUCAGGACCUCUUCAAAACCACCAGCAUGUGGAUGGCAGCAGUGGUCGGGAAAAUGUGUCGGACAUAACUCUGGGACCUGGAAACUCUCCCAUUACGCGAAUGAAUCCCGCAUCGGGAGCACUGAGCCCUCUACCCCGGCCCAAUGGAACUGCCAACACCGCCAAAAGUCUGGUGGUGACUGCAGAGAUGUGCUGCUACUGCUUUGACGUCCUCUACUGUCACCUCUAUGGCUUCCCACAGCCACGACUUCCUAGAUUCACCAAUGACCCCUAUCCGCUCUUUGUGACAUGGAAGACAGGGCGGGACAAGCGGCUUCGUGGCUGCAUUGGGACCUUCUCAGCCAUGAAUCUUCAUUCAGGACUCAGGGAAUACACGUUAACCAGUGCACUUAAGGACAGCCGAUUUCCCCCCCUGACCCGAGAGGAGCUGCCUAAACUUUUCUGCUCUGUCUCCCUCCUUACUAACUUUGAGGAUGCCAGUGAUUACCUGGACUGGGAGGUAGGGGUCCAUGGGAUUCGAAUUGAAUUCAUCAAUGAAAAAGGCGUCAAACGUACAGCCACAUACUUACCUGAGGUUGCUAAGGAACAAGAUAAUUAUACUGGGAUCACAUCUGACAAGACAGAUGCAGGAGCAGGAUGCCUGGGGACAGCCAUUGUGAGAUGUGUCGGGCGAUCAUCUCAUGUCUCUGAAAUUCCGUUCAGACUUGUGCCUCUCUUCUCCUUAGACUGGGAUCAGAUCCAGACAAUAGACUCCUUGCUUAGGAAAGGUGGCUUUAAGGCUCCAAUUACAAGUGAAUUCAGAAAAACGAUCAAACUCACUAGGUACCGAAGUGAGAAGGUGACAAUCAGUUAUGCAGAAUAUAUUGCUUCUCGACAGCACUGUUUCCAGAAUGGCACUCUUCAUGCCCCGCCCCUCUACAAUCAUUACUCCUGACACACGGCUGCAUGACCAGUCCCACCCCCCUGUGGCCACCAAUGGCUAUGACAUCAUUGGAGCAGAUGCCUCCUCUUCCUGGUCCAGUUACUUCUAUUACUGCACCAUUUUAUGAUGCUAGCUUCCGUUGCCAAGUCUGCCUCCAGCUGACUGAGGGGGGGGCGGGGUUAUACUGAAUGAAACAGAACUUGAGGGGCCCAAGCCUUAUCUCAGCCUUUCCUCAAUAUGGGGUUCCGUUGGAUUGGGGCUCCUCCAUGACUAGUGAGAAUUACCGUGUGGGUUCAGAAGACCCUUGGCAUGCAGGUGCCACUGGUGAUUUGCUGCCUGUGUGUUGGCCACACAAUGGAAGCUGGAAUUGAUGAUCUCUGAAGGCUUACCCCACACACACCCCUACAGCCUCCCCAGAUCAAGUAGGUGUAUUCCCUUGGCAGUCUGGGCAACGGAGACCAACAAAAAACAUUUUUAGGUUGUUUUAAAUUCCUUUUUUUAAACUUCCAGUUUAUCGCGUACCAAGAGUUGAUCACAACCUCCAUGCUUCAUAAGUGGACGCCAUGUUAGGGUUGAACGUGGGCACCAUGAGUCCUUCAAGGCUCUUGGACAGAGACCCACAUCAAGAUCGGAAGCCCUUUGGAUGGCGUUGCAGAUCUCAUUGCUCAAUUAGCCUCGAAAGUUUUAAUUCUCAUCCCACUAUCAGUUGGAUUUUCUGGCACUCUUCCUGCAUUGAGUCUCCUGGUAUUGAACGGAGCUCUGUGGUGUAGCCUGCUGAGGAAUGGACUGGGAUGCUCACGGGAGGUCCUGAUGUCACUGCUGCAUGCAGUGUGAAAGGAGAGACCUCUUCCUUACCACCAGGCUACCUCAUUCCUCUACUGGUAGCGGUGCCUAUAGCUGGAUCUAGGUUCUCAGAAGGCAUAGUUGUGACACAAGCGCUUGGGUUGGGCUUUAGAAGGACACGUCAUAGGAGAGAAUCCAGGGUCUCCAAGCUGUUUUUCUUUUGAGGCAAACAUCCUGAGGAACUCUUAAGCAGAGGAGUUCCUUUUUCUAGUUUGCCUGUAAAGGUGGGAAGACUGUUGAUGUUUCAGUCCUCUACAGGACUUGAGAACAAAGCGGUGUUAUUAAACAACGUGAAUCUUUAUCUUGCCUAACAUGCUGGAAAUUUCACCCCACCAUGGCAAAGUUCCAAAAAGCUCAUUUUCUUCCAGGUCAUUCAGACUUUCAUGUGGCAUAUUUCCCUUUCCUGUUGUUGCUGAUUCCAAAUAGCUGUCAGCAGGUUUCUCCCCCUCCUGCCUAUUCUUCACCCAUUUGGUGGCAAAGUUCAUAGAAGUUGGGGACUUGGAAGAUGCUUUGAAAACGUCACAGAGGCACUGCUGAAAUGAUUCACAGGAAGAGGUGGCCAGUUGGAAGAAAGGACCCUAAGGGUGAUAAACUGGUUUUCAACAACAUGCUUAGGGAACUCUUGAAGUGGAUUGGGUGUCAACCCGGUGAACACAAUGUUUUGAUUUAAUUUAUUUUUUAAAGUUUAUGUGGUGAUGGUGUGGCUUUCCGAAAUGGGCAAAUAAUUCAAGUCAAAAGAUCUUGUGAGUUUUCUUCUGCCAGGAAUUGGGGGAGGGGGAGCAGGGACACAGUCUAAGAAACGACACACGUGCUGUUCUAGGCAUUGCUGUCUCAUUUCUUGGAAGAGCUGGGUAAGGGUGAGCAGAUUUGCUUGGCACCAUCCUCUGUUGUUUAUGAGGAUACGGAACGUGCAAGGGAAAAGUAGGGUUGACGUCAGGAUACCCAGGCCAGGCCGCAUCACCUCAUCUUACUGUUGUGUUGCGUUCUUGUACCCUGCUACUUUUCCCUUGCAAUGUUAAUGAGAAAAAGCUUUUCAAGAUGAAGGAGUUUUUUCAUGAUUUCCUGCUGCUGAAAAUAAUAAAUGUCUUGUUACAAACAAAUGUGACGACAGUUACUCUUAGGUGCCAUGGAUUGAUGUCAGGGUGGUCAGCUCUGGACUAAGCCACCCACCUCCAAUUUGUACAACAGUAUUGAUACAUAGGGCUACACUCAUUACUGUUCAAGUGUUCUAUGUUAAAAGUUGUGUUUAAUUUCUAAAGAUUAAAAAAAGCAAAAAAAUUGGUGCUAAACUUUCACCCCUGAGCACGCUCAGUGAGACUGGUCAUGCAAGCAUUUACAGUGCCAUGCUCUUCAAGCCUAUUUUUUCUUCUAGAAAUGUUGCCCUGUUCAUCGUCUUCUGUGUAUAGUAUGUUUUUUAUUUUAUUGAGGGUGGGAUAGGAUACCUGCCAUUUAAGAAAAUGAACAGAAAAUUUAAAAACCCACAAAAUGGGGAAAAAAAAUCAGUGCACAAGAAUCGGGCUGGUGAAGCCCAGCACCACACUGAAGUGGGCUCAGUGGUUUUUGGAGUGAAGAAGCCUUAUUCCCUGCACAUUCCCUCAUGUUCCCAUACAAGUCCAGCAAUGGAGAUGCUCAAGGUCCUCUUGCCUUCCAAGGGGACUCAGGAGUCGACCAAGGAAAACUAGCUGGCCCUGUAAGGAGUGGCACUGUUAGUGUCUGUCCUGAACGGGGCUUAGUCAGGAAGUGGUCUGGAAGCGUACAGUCAUGGUCACCUCAUGAAGAUGUGUGGCAGGUGGCUCUCAGGAAAAAUACUGUCUGGAUCAUCCAUGUGGCAGCUUUGCAUAGGGAGAUGACGACUCCGAACUGGAAUCGAACUGCCUUCCACGUGCUUGACCAAAGCAGUGAUGAGGGUGGCCGAUACAUGUGUGAGUGGUAGGUUUAAAGAGAAAGGAAUGUUUUCUGCUUGGUGUUUCCUUUGUCCUUGGGCUGCUCAUGCUGAACAGUAGGUAACCACUGUUUUCAAACCAUCCCAACUUGGCUGGUUCGGUUCGGAGUUCGUUUCAUCCCUAGCUGUGAGUGCCUUUUGGUCUGGAAAGUUGGCUUGUCUCAUAAUACCCACAGCUAGGACAUUCUCUCUGUAAUUAUGGAUUGUCCUUGUUUUACAUGAACUAAAGAAGAAUGUCUUUGAUCACUAGAGUUUGUCGUGUUGGAUUGUUUCCACAGUGAGGUUCUUAAAUUUUUUUGCUUCAUAAUAUUAAAGCAGCUCGUUAGAGAUCCUUUCAACAUGAAAGGUUUGUAGUUGAGACAUUACAUAUAUUUUAUUGUUUAUAAUAAAAAUCAUCUAUACAGAAGUCCUGGGUGUUAAUUUCAAUAUUUGCACAAGAUCUGUUUUCCAUGAUAUGUUAACACCUACCAUUUCACUAAUUGUUGAUGUUAUUUUCUAUUGAGAUUCUGGAGCCUCGGAAGCUAUGUGUUCUUUCUGUUUAUUUUCAUUCAUUUUUCCCUGAAGCAAGAGACUUUGUAUGGCCUUCAGUGCAAAGACUUCAGACCAAUUCUUUGUAUUACACUUGGUUGCCUCUUGGCUAUAUAACUUCAGAGUGCAAAUCAUUGAACUCUUUAACAAAGUAUUGUAGAGAAUAAAUCAUAAUGGGUAAAAAU
This is a messenger RNA of Diceros bicornis minor, 4780 nucleotides long. RefSeq names its product AMMECR1 like (gene AMMECR1L). The record is from RefSeq and is a predicted model, not a curated record. The coding region runs from base 227 to 1294 and encodes 355 amino acids. NCBI's taxonomy places the organism in Eukaryota, Metazoa, Chordata, Mammalia, Perissodactyla, Rhinocerotidae. The transcript is spliced from 9 exons.